Molecule: messenger RNA, 1878 nt
Organism: Rhineura floridana
Lineage: Eukaryota; Metazoa; Chordata; Lepidosauria; Squamata; Rhineuridae
Gene: PPP1R14C
Product: protein phosphatase 1 regulatory inhibitor subunit 14C
Exons: 4
Coding region: 199-687 (162 amino acids)
Biological process (GO): regulation of phosphorylation
Cellular component (GO): cytoplasm
Molecular function (GO): protein serine/threonine phosphatase inhibitor activity
Source: RefSeq, a predicted model, not a curated record
AACCAGCGGAGAGCGUGCUCUGUAGCGCAAUGAGAGAUUGCAAGCUGCUGGUGCAGGGAAGGCUGGCAGCGCUGUGUCGCUUCGGCUCUUCAGCGGCGGUGUGGCGGGCAUAGAGAGUCUCCGUCGGUUGCCGGAGCUCUCUGCAAGUAAGAGAUCCCUUGAGGAACGGAUCUCCCCACGAGGGGGCUGAAGAGGACCAUGUCGGUGGUAACCGGGGGUAGCGAACCGGGGCCAGCCGCUACCGGAGGAGGUGGGGGGAACCGCGUUUUCUUCCAGAGCCCCCGCGGAGGUGGCGGCGGCGGCGGCGGCGGCUCGUCCCGGGAUGAUUCGGUAGCCCCAGCGGCAACGGUGGUGCAAGUUCAGCAGCAGCAGCAGCAGCAGCGGCGUCACCAGCAAGGCAAAGUGACGGUCAAGUAUGACCGUAAAGAGCUGCGGAAACGGCUGGUGCUGGAGGAGUGGAUCGUGGAGCAACUUGGGCAGCUCUACGGCUGCGAGGAGGAAGAGAUGCCGGAUGUAGAAAUCGACAUUGAUGAUCUUCUUGAUGCUGCUAAUGAAGAGGAGAGAACACUCAAAUUACAAGAAGCGCUAGUAGAUUGCUACAAACCCACAGAGGAGUUUAUCAAAGAACUGCUAACUCGGAUAAGAGGGAUGAGGAAACUGAGCCCUCCUCAAAAGAAGAGUAUAUAAGUGAAAACAGAGCCCUCUUGAGAGAUGUGGCUGCUCAACUGGGACUUUUGAUAGAUCAACUUCUAGUUCAGUCUUUAUGAGCAAUUUAUUAUUUUUGGUUGAGUUCUGACAUUUUAAUGAAUUUGACUUCAUUUGUUUUUAAGACUUUUUAAAGUGUCAUGGGUUUUUUUUAUCGUGGAUAUCAACAUUAUGGAUGCUGCUGCUACUUCCUGAGGAUGUUCAAAGUAGAUGGGAAAACGCCAAAUUUAGAGAGACUUCAGCUAUCCCAGGCAGUAAUCCUACUUGAUAAAUUCUGUAUAGAACUACUAGGGGAUGCUGUUCCUUUACCAGCUGGGUUGUAUCAUUAAGUUGUACACCAGACUCAUGGGUGUUAAGGUUCUUGUGAUUAUGUACAUAAAUUAUCGAGUGAGUGUUACUUUUUCUUCACAUGGUUGGAAGAGAAAUGUGGUCUAGUUAACAAUUUAAACAAAAGUUGUAGCAGAUGUCAUGUUGGGGUAGGGGAGGGUUUCAAUUUGUUGAAGUAGAUGCUGCCACUGCUUCUAAAUACAUUUCAAGUAUUGGGGUAAAUACUCUGAUUCACAAAACAAUGUAUGAGCAAAUUGAGGGAUUUCAAGGGCUUUAAUUUUGUAGGCUUUGAAUUUAUUUUAUGGACUUUUGAUGCUUAGCCAGAUCACCUCCUCUUCACCUCAUGGUCUGUUAGGAUUGUAUUGACCUACUGCCUAAGAGUCUGAUGUGACAGUGAGAGGAAGAGGGUCAAUGUCAUUUAAGGGAGGCUGUCAGAAGAGGAAAUGUAAAUGAAACCAAACAAAAUGUUGGCCCAGUGCAGUUUCUUCCCAUUUGUGACAAGAAUAUUAAACUAUUUCUCCAGCUUUGGCAUCAGACUUGGUAGGUUCUGUGGGUGGGACUGGUUCUUAGUUGUGAAAGCAGGAUCCAUAACUAUUCAGGAAAACAUACUAGAUGUUUCAUAAGCUACCAUCUGCUGGUAGAUGCUAGUCUGGCAUUUUAUAUCAAGGGUGCUCUGAACAUAAUUUUAUUUUUUAAAAGAAGAAAUACAUGUUUGUGUACUUUAUGUAUACUGGCAAGCUUUUUAAAAUUUAUUUAAUUUUGUAAUGUUUUAUCAAUGAGUUUUAUUUACCAGAUAUUUACUCAAAUAAAUGCAACAAAUUGGGGGUUUGUUUUAUGUGUAUUUUA